This is a messenger RNA of Tilletiopsis washingtonensis, 1743 nucleotides long. Its product is annotated as FAD/NAD(P)-binding domain-containing protein. Gene Ontology annotation, cellular component: cytoplasm. Bases 1 to 1743 code for a protein of 580 amino acids. Lineage: Eukaryota; Fungi; Basidiomycota; Exobasidiomycetes; Entylomatales. Gene Ontology annotation, molecular function: flavin adenine dinucleotide binding; electron-transferring-flavoprotein dehydrogenase activity. The transcript is spliced from 4 exons. The record is from RefSeq and is a predicted model, not a curated record.
AUGUCCGCCGCCGCCUCGUCGUCGGCCGCGCCGGCGCCGCUGCCGCACCGCCCGACAAAGACGGUGCUCGUGCUCGGCGCCUCGUACGCCGGCCACCGCGCCAUCCAGAUGCUGCUGGCCCAGCUGCCGGCGGACUGGCGCGUCGUCGUGCUCGAGCGCAACACGCACGCCAACCAUCUCUACGCCUUCCCGCGCGUCGCCGUUGUCAAAGGCCACGAGGAGAAGGUCUUCAUUCCCUACAGCAAGAUGUUCUCGCCCGGCGGCGUCGACUCGCCCGGCAGCCACGCGCUGCUGCACGGCUGCCUCAUCUCCCUCGCACCCACGACGCCGCCGCCCAACUCGACGCGCCCGCGCUACGGUCGUGGCAUCGCGCGCUACCUGCCGCUCACCGGCGGCUCGACGUGCUGCCGCUCGCCCACGGCCGCCGCCGAGAUGAUGGAGGUGCGCUUCGACUACCUCGUCUACGCCCUCGGCUCGCACCUGCCGCCGUGCAUCAACGUGUGGAGCGGGCCGGGCCCGAUGCCUGCGCAGCAGGGCUCCGAGCUCAUGCGUCCGGGUCGCUGCUGUCGCGAGCAGCCGCCGGCCGACAGCCGCGAGUCAGCCGAAAGCCGCGCCCUGCCGCUGCGACGCGGCCGUGCCAGCGCCUGCCAAGCUCUGCCGACGCCGCCUGAGGCCGCCGAUGCCACAGAGACGACGGCGCAGGGCAAUGCGAGCGUCGCCGACAUCGCCACGCAGCUGCAGGAGAGCCUGGUGCUCGACCCGCACCUGCCGUACGACGAGCGCCCGCCGUCGCCGCCCGACUCGCGCUCCACGUCGCCGCGCCAGAAGGAGGCGUCUGGCACGCCGACGGCCAACCUGCCGCCGUGCCGCGGCAGCAAGACGGAGGGCGUGGCGUGGCUGCGCGACGCUCAGGAGCGCAUCUGCAAGGCCGCCUCGGUGCUUGUCAUCGGCGGCGGUGCGCUCGGCGUGCAGUUCGCCGCCGACAUUGCCGCGCUCUACGGCACACCCUCGGCGCCCAAGAGCGACACGCCCAAGCAGGUCACGCUCGUCUCGUCGAGCAAGAAGCUGCUGCCGCGCUUCGACGACUAUCUGCACGAGGAGACGAUGCGCCGCUUCGAGGCGCUCGGCGUUGAUGUGCUGCUCGGCGCGCGCGCAGACCUCGAGAGCAUGAAGAUCACCAGCGACGAGCGACGUGUCGUGCGCACGCUCGAUGGCCGCGAGGCUGCAGCGGACCUUGUGCUGUUCUGCACGGGUCAGCGUCCGAACACGUCCUUCCUCUCCACCUUUGCCUCCAGCCACGGCCUCGACUCGGUGCUCUGCGACCGCAGCCACAUGGCGCGCGUCAACCGGCAUCUGCAGCUCGGCGUGCACACGCCCGGCUCGGACGAGGAGCCGCAGGUGGCGCCGGGCAUGGAGCACGUCUUUGUCAUCGGCGACGCCGCGGACGCGUUUGGCGCGCUCAACGCCGGCCACACGGCUUGGACGCAGGCUGAGGUGGCCGUGCGCAACAUCUGCGCACUCGUCGAGCGCGAGCGCGCUGACGACGCUGAGGCUGCGGCGAAGGAGCUUGCGCGCUACACGGCGCCGGAGCCGAACAUCAAGGUCACUGUUGGUCUGGACUGCGCCGUCUUCCAGUCCUCCGGCAAGGUCGGCGUCAAGGGCCCCGAGGAGUGCCCGCUCGACCUCAACGCGCCGUCCAUGUGGACCCGGCGCGGCCUCAGCCAGGACGACAUGAGCGUCUGA